AUGAGUGGGCAUUCAAAUGCAAGUUCAUUGGAAAUUUUGCAAAGGAUUGUUGAAAAUUACAGUAUACCACAUAAGCACCUUGUACAGCUUAUCAUUAAACAUGGGAUCUUGCAAGCUCAUUACUUCUAUAUGAAAUUUAUUCAGUAUGUCCAAGUCUAUGAUUCCCAGGGUAAUAGUGUUACUCAACCAGAUGAUGAACAAGAAAAAGCACUUACUGAAAAGUUAAUAGUGGUUAUCAAUAAUGCUCUAAGUUUACUUAAACUUCGACUGAUACAAACAAACGAUGAAUAUGAUGACCAGAACAGUUAUAUUGUAUUGCUCAGCGACCAAAGACCAAGUGAUUUUUUACGUGACGCAUAUGGUUUAACGCAAACCGAAAUUACGCUCUUCCAUUUGUGGGUAAACGCUAUUUGCAACAGUGAGAAUGGUGAAAUUUCGAAACACGAAGCAUUAUCGAUCGCUUCAAAUUUAUUAGUGAAGGGCAAAAAAGUAGAUGAAGAGCAUCUUCUGCAGCAUUAUAUUUCAAAUAAAUGGCUAGUGAUGGAUAGCGAAGAAGCAACGAUCCGCUUGGGUGCCCGCGGAAUUGCAGAGUUACAAAAUUACUUCAGUUCAUAUGCAGAUGAACUCCAACUUGAAAAAUGCGUUAUAUGUGGCAAGUUUAUAGUUACGAAGAACCGAGCAAUUUUCUGCAAAAUGUGUAAAACUUUUUCUCACAGGCAGUGCUGUUUGAAAAUUAUGAAAUCCGUAGGAACGGGAAAAGUUUUGUGUCCUGGUAAAUUGGAAUCUGGUGAACCAUGCACUGCAGAACUUCGUCCACCUGUCGAAAUGCAAAGCGUUAAUCAGAACCAGAAAGGUAAUCGUAAACGUCAUAUUGUAACUGACUGUGAUGAAGAAGAUGAAUAUGAUGUCGCUUUUUGCAGUGCAGAAGGAUUGCAUGAUGUAGAAAUGCAACCUUAG
This is a messenger RNA of Brugia pahangi, 957 nucleotides long. The record is from the annotation of a GenBank genome assembly. Lineage: Eukaryota; Metazoa; Nematoda; Chromadorea; Rhabditida; Onchocercidae.